CACGAAACAAAACAAAAAGAGAGCCAGAGAGAGAGAGAGAAAGAGAGGAGAGAACGCAUUGGCAAUUCGGCAUGGGCAAACUGUCAACUGGACAAGUUUGUGACAGACAGGUUCAUCCCUCCGCUGUGAAGACUGAAGACGUAGGAGACGAGAAGAAAUAAAGAAGAUAACCCCCACAAACAAACAAACUUCCAAAAUUGUGUGAAGCCGUGAACGGAUGAAUGGUGGCGAUUAUGACUAAAAUGCAUUGAAAAGCGGGGAACAGGGAAACUUGCAGAUUUCGUCUCUCUCUCUCUCUCUCCAUCUCCAUUGUCCAGCCAGCGCCAUCAGUCCCAGAUCUUUAGGCCCUUCCCACCCAUCUCCCGACCUAUAUAAAUAGCAGCAAACCGAAAUAAAUGGCCGCGCCAUCUGUUAUACCGGUUGGUUGUGGCUAUUCCUCUCCUACCUUGUCCCGUCACGUUUCCAGGAAUGGAGGAGCUUAUUCACCUCUAGCUUCUUCGUCCUCCUCUUCUUUUCCGUCUUCUUGCUCCUCCUGCUCCUGUUCUUCCUCUCCGGGACUCAGCUUCUCUGCCGGUGUAAAUAGUAAUUGGAAACAUCAAGAUUUUAGAGCCCAAGCAAUGGAUACGGCCUCUCAAGGAAGUUUUCAAUCCUCCGAUGUACUGACCAAUGGAAGAAAUGACCCUGAUCAUCUUCUUGUUCUUGUUCAUGGCAUCCUUGCUAGCCCCAAUGACUGGACUUAUGUUCAAGCAGAUUUGAAAAAGCGCCUUGGAAGAAAUUUUAUGUUAUAUGCAAGUUCAUCAAACACCUUCACAAAAACUUUUGGUGGCAUAGAUGAAGCUGGCAAACGACUAGCAGAAGAAGUCAAACAAGUUGUAAGCAAGACAGAGAGCCUGAGAAGGAUUUCCUUUUUAGCUCAUUCUCUUGGCGGUUUGUUUGCAAGAUAUGCGAUUGCAGUCCUUUAUUCAGAAAACACCGAUAAUCAGCUCAAACUUAAUGACGAUGUUGAUUCUGCCACUCGUUCUCGAAAGGCAAGCUCUUCAAGAAGUGGUAGAAUUGCUGGACUGGAGCCUGUCAAUUUUAUUACGUUAGCAACUCCUCAUCUUGGAGUCAGAGGUAGAAACCAGCUACCACUUCUCCUAGGAAUUCCCUUCUUAGAGAAACUUGUUCCUCCAAUCGCCCAUAUCUUUGUGGGCAAAACUGGUAAGGAGUUGUUUCUUACUGAUGGCCAGCCCAACAAACCACCUCUGCUUCUAAGAAUGACAUCAGACUGUGAAGAAGGAAAAUUUCUGCUGCAGAGCUGCCCUUGGGGCAUUCAGAUGCCGCACAGUGUAUGCAAAUGUGUCUUAUGACCGUAUCCUAUGCAUCAUAUAUAAUUUUAUAAGACAUCUUGACUUUCUUCCUUCGCUGCGUGAUUAGCUUCCUUGACACAACUAACCAAGACAUGGUUGGGUGGCGCACUUCCUCCAUUAGAAGAGAGACAGAACUAAUGAACGUGAGGCUUGUUGCUUUAACUAAGCAUCAGUUGUUCACAGGCAAUUGACUAAAGGCAUGUUUGGCUCUUUGCAGCCCCCUCGACGAUCAUUGGAUGGUUACAAGCAUGUUGUAGAUGUCGAGUAUUGCCCUCCAGUCUCUACCGACGGCCCCCAUUUCCCUCCAGAAGCAGCAAAAGCCAAAGCAGCAGCACAGAAUGAUCCCAGCAACAAGAAUACAUCAGAGUAUCAUGAACUUAUGGAAGAGGAAAUGAUACACGGUCUGCAGCAGUUGGGAUGGAAAAAGGUGGAUGUCAGCUUUCACUCAGCAUUCUGGCCAUUCUUUGCGCACAACAACAUACACGUGAAAAACGAAUGGUUCCAUAAUGCCGGGGCUGGAGUUAUCGCUCACGUUGCAGAAAGCCUGAAGCAGCAAGAACCCUCUUCGUCCCACUUAACUGCUAGCUUGUAAUCUGUUGAAGUAUGGAAUGGAAGUCAAAGAGAUGAAAACCUCUUUCUUCUACUAGCACUAGGGGUGGAAUACCAGAAUUCCCCAUUAUACGACUAUAGGAUGAGCGUAGUAUAUAGAAUAGAAGCGUCAACAUAUCUAGAGAUCCUAGUGCAGGGGAAGGAUGUAACUAUUUGGAUACCCUGAAAUCAUUAUCAUUGAUUUGCAGCAAAACCUAUUUGCGUUGCAAUUGCAACUGCAACAUCUAUUACCGAAAGCAAAUACGUCGCUUUCUUGCUGCCAUGAUAGCUCUGGAUGUGAGACGAGGGUCAUGGGACGUCAAUCAAUAAUGAACCACUUGCAGUGCUCUCACC
Messenger RNA from Linum tenue, 2291 nucleotides. The record is from the annotation of a GenBank genome assembly. Lineage: Eukaryota; Viridiplantae; Streptophyta; Magnoliopsida; Malpighiales; Linaceae.